AUGUCGAAACCUUCAAUUGGGAAUUAUAAUAUGGAGGAGGAACUGAGGUGUCCGAUUUGCAAGCAAUUGUAUGUGAAUCCAGUACUUUUGCCGUGCUAUCAUGCAGUGUGUCUAGCAUGUGCACUGGAUAAUCAGACGCCAGCGACAACUGUUGGAAAUGCAGCCGCAGUAAAUGGUACAGCUACUGGGUCCACGACAACAAUAAAUCAUCCAUCAUUACAUCUUCUCCAACAACAUUCCCAAUCGUCGUCAUCGUCUGUUAGUACAGGCAGCUCGAGUGCAACUGAAAGUGUCUCAAGUGAUCAAGAUCAAGCGGAUAAAGUCAGUAUUUUGAGUGAGGCAGAUUCUGGUGUCAUUUGUUAUAAUUCACGUCCAAACUCAUACGCUGGAACACCAAAUCUACAAGGAUUAUUAUUUCCACCAUCUGGAUCCGUUUAUUCACUUGCAUGUCCACUUUGUCGUAAAAUUGUAUUUUUUGACGAAUCUGGUGCACGAAAUCUGCCCGCUUAUCGAACAAUGGAAUCAAUUGUCGAUCGGUUCUGUGAACGCGAAGCAUUAAGAUGUCAAAUGUGUGACACGAGUACACCGCGAGUCGCAUCUGUUGUAUGCGAACAAUGUGAAAUCAGAUAUUGUGAUCAGUGUCGCGAUUCGUGUCAUCCAAUGCGUGGACCAUUGGCAAAACACAUUUUAACGAGACCCCGUGGUGCAUCGCAAGUUCGUGAAAGUAUUUGUAUAGAACAUUCCGAAUCAUUGACAAUGUUUUGCUUGGGAUGUAAAUUGCCGACGUGCAGUCAAUGUUUAAAUGAGCAGCGCCACAAUUCACACGAUGUACAGCCUAUUUCACAAAUAUGUAAAGCACAGAAGAUUACGGCAACUGCAAUGAGCUCAACCAUAUGUGCAUCUUUAUGGGACAUGUUUGGUGGUCAGUUUGGAUUGGGAUUUGACUCUUUAGGUAGUUUAAGUGGUAAAGCGUUGGCUCUACUAGCUAAAUAUCCUGAGAUGGGGAUUGCCAUGGAAGGCACGGGUUUAGCAUCUCUGAAAGACUGUAAGCUAGAUAAGUAUGGUCAAAUUGCAUUAUUAGCAUUUAUAAAUAGUCAACAGCUGUCAAUAUUCGCUCCAUUGUAUGAUCUAAUAAUCAAAUUGAACUAA
Molecule: messenger RNA, 1149 nt
Organism: Chironomus riparius
Lineage: Eukaryota; Metazoa; Arthropoda; Insecta; Diptera; Chironomidae
Source: the annotation of a GenBank genome assembly